This is a messenger RNA of Rubroshorea leprosula, 1743 nucleotides long. Lineage: Eukaryota; Viridiplantae; Streptophyta; Magnoliopsida; Malvales; Dipterocarpaceae. The record is from the annotation of a GenBank genome assembly.
CCAACGGUCAAACUCUUGUUUCUGGGCUUUCUUCUCCUUUUCGGCUAAAACCCUAAACCCUAAUUCGGGUGUACGGCUUCCGUUCAUGGUGUCGCUUUUGGUCCCUUGAGCCAAUGGCAAGGCCAAGCAGACGAAGCAGCAUAUAAUUCUGCUCCCGGAAGCUACCGCUAGAAAUAUCCGAUUUCGAAUUCGAGGUUUCCGACGAAGACCUUCAGUUCGUCGACGAGAAUCGUUACCAUGCCGCCUGCAUCUCUCGCCUGGACAAGGAAUCCAUCAACAAGUUCGUAAAUUUACUCUUCAAUUUAUCUCAUGCACUGCAAUUUCUUUAUGAGCUUCUGAAAGAUGGGAACUUGAGGAAACAAUGAAUGCACAGCUCCUCCUUGUGAAUUCCAUCCAAGUUAGUAGGAAAUUCAGAGUUUUUACUAAAAUUCGAGUAGAAGAGGUGAAAGAAGACCUUACAGCUGAAGAAGCAUUUGAGAGAAAAAUGCAUAAGCUGGUUGAGCUUGGAAUGGCACUGCUUGCAGAUCCAGAGACCAAUAUUAAGUCCUUGAAAGAGAUGUUACAAAUCUGUAAAGAUAGUGUGUUCAAUUCAUUCUAUAGUAAAACAUGGACUGCUUUCCUUGUUAGCCGUUUUCAAAGACAUUAUUCUGGGGUAAAAACCCUGCUUUUGUCCUGUACCAUCCUUUAAAAUUUUUUUUCCUGCAUUGCAGUUUGUAAUUCUCCAAUCCUCUUUCCAACAUGCAAUACAGACAUGCUACUGAAAAGAAGCUAGAAAUGAAAGUUUCCUAGGAAGUUAAGAAAAUGAGGUUUUACAAAUCAACAAUAUUGUCAACUUACAAGGUAUAUUUGCAAGGGUUGCUAGCAUGAGAAAAGCAGUCUUUAUUUCAUCAUGUGGCAGUUUGCUGUAUUUGCACUUUACUCAUUGUAGUUCAUCAUUUCAACUUUCUUGAAAGCUUGUUAAAUGCUGUUGUUAGAAACAGAGGCUCCUCAGAUAAUGUUAAAAGUAGUGACAAUCUGGCCAUUUCUUUCACCUAUUUUACGUUUGCAACACUUUAGAGGGACACGACUUGCAUUCCACUCAACCACAUUGCUAGUCCAUGAGUCCUAAAAGGUUCAAAGACCAAGAGACGAAACUAAAUAGCUCAGAGGUGUUAUAAUGUUCUCCUACACAGCUAGGGCACUUCCUUUGACAGCUUACCCAUUGUUUGUAUCCAAUACACCAAAGGGAUGUCACGCGUCAGCGAUGCUUACCAUGAGACUGUUGUAUGACUAUGAAGUCACUGUUUAAGAAUGAUAUGCAUCCUGCAGGCUUUUUUGAAGUUGUCUCUUGAACAAGAGGGCAUUAAAUCCAACAAGUGAAAUGCAGAAGUCAAAUAACAAGAGAAGAAGAGGAACUGUGCCCUCAAUAUCAUCCAGUAAUUAGCAUUGAGCCAACUUCAAUUGAUGAAAAUGAGGUGAGCAAGAAACUCAGUGAGCAUUUCAUGCUUCUUCAUGACAUCAAGGUGUAUGAGAGAUUAAGGGCUGUAUUAUUCCGCACAAACCCAUCUCUGCAAUUGUCUGAAGAUUACAAGAUUCAAAAGAAUACAGUAAAGCUCAAAUUCAAGAAGAGCCAAAAAAAAAAAAAGAAAAAAAAAGAAGAAGAAACCCUACUGUAAAGAAUGUUUAAACUCUGAAAUCUUGCAUACUUGGUUUGGUUCUUCAUGUUUUCUUAAUUCUUUCUUCUAACAAAUUCGACUUACUUUC